AUGGCAUCUGCGUCAACGUUAAAAUCUAAACCAUCCCAAAAACAAGGAAUGCAAGGACAAGCUGAUGAUAAUGAAGGCGUAAAUGUAGGCAACACAGAAGGAGAUGAAGAACGUGGAGGGAUUUCAGUAGUGGAAAUGCUUAGAUUUCUAGAGGGAUGGUACAAUAAGGAAGAAACGACGCGAGAG
Messenger RNA from Paraglomus brasilianum, 186 nucleotides. The record is from the annotation of a GenBank genome assembly. Lineage: Eukaryota; Fungi; Glomeromycota; Glomeromycetes; Paraglomerales; Paraglomeraceae.